Spirometra erinaceieuropaei is the source of this 1258-nucleotide messenger RNA. The record is from the annotation of a GenBank genome assembly. NCBI's taxonomy places the organism in Eukaryota, Metazoa, Platyhelminthes, Cestoda, Diphyllobothriidea, Diphyllobothriidae.
AUGGUCGAAACAAUCAAAAUCGAAACAGCAACAACAAUACCUACAGCAACAACAACAAUACUCGCUCACCUCAUCCUACCUCUUCUUUCUCGUCCUCUGCCUAUUCUUCUGCCUAUUCUUCUCCUUCGCCAUCUUCUUCUCCACCUCCUGCCCGUCGCCCCACUCAUUGUCACCAGACUGGCAGGGUGAGUCCGCUCACUCUGGCAGCCUUGAAUGUUCGUUCCCUUUUAGGCAAUCCGAGGGGCAACCGACCGGAACGAAGGACGGCGCUAGUGGCACGGGAACUGGCACGCUACAAGGUGGACAUCGCCGCACUCAGCGAGACCCGAUUCUCCGAACAAGGCCAACUGGAGGAGGUGGGUGCCGGCUACACCUUCUUCUGGAGCGGUCGACCCAGGGCAGAGCGACGGGAAGCGGAUAUCGCCUUCGCCAUUCGGAACGACAUCGUGAGACGACUGGCCUGUUUGCGCAGGGCAUCAACUAUCGCCUGAUGAGCCUCCGCCUGCCUCUCUGGGGAGGCAAAUUCGCCACCAUCAUCAGCGUCUACGCUCCGACGAUGACCAACCCCGACGCCGUCAGAGACAAAUUAUACGAGGACCUGCACGUCCUCUUGGCGACUGUGCCGAAGGCGGACAAGUUAGUUGUCCUUGGCGACUUCAACGCCCGCGUCGGCACAGACCAUUCUGCCUGGAGAGGAGUGCUGGGUCCCCACGGUCUCCGCGGCUCAAACGACAAUGUUCUGCUGCUUCUCCGCACCUGCGCAGAACACCGUCUCAUCCUAACGAACACGUUCUUCUGUCUGCCGGAGCGAGAGAAGGCCACCUGGAGGCAUCCUCGGUCGCGUCAGUGGCACCUGCUGGGCUAUGUCCUCGUCCGGAGGCGAGAUCAGCGGGACGUGCUGGUGAUAAAGGCGAUCGCGGGCGCUGACGGUUGGACCGACCAUCGCCUCGUCAUCUCGAAGAUGCGUAUUCGCCUACAGCCUCGCAGGAGAUCACAAGGUAAGCGACACCCAGGUAAGCCGAAUGUUGCCUUGUUGUCUUUGCCUGCUCACCAUCUUCAUUUCAGCAAUGAGCUAGCUCAACGGCUAGACAACCUUCCUAUCGCUGCCGACGCCGCCGACGAGAACACCUCCGUGGAGAACCGCUGGUGUCAACUUCGAGACACGGUCCAGUCGACGGCGCUCGCCGUCCUCUGUCGCGCUCCACGCCAACACCAGGACUGGUUCGACAACAACAACGCCGCCAUCAAAUCUGCUUGA